Molecule: messenger RNA, 2373 nt
Organism: Prionailurus viverrinus (fishing cat)
Lineage: Eukaryota; Metazoa; Chordata; Mammalia; Carnivora; Felidae
Gene: SIX2
Product: SIX homeobox 2
Exons: 2
Coding region: 614-1510 (298 amino acids)
Biological process (GO): kidney development; regulation of transcription by RNA polymerase II
Cellular component (GO): nucleus; transcription regulator complex
Molecular function (GO): DNA-binding transcription factor activity, RNA polymerase II-specific; RNA polymerase II cis-regulatory region sequence-specific DNA binding
Source: RefSeq, a predicted model, not a curated record
GUCCUCUCCGCCUCCCAGGUUCUUGGAGCGCCUCCCGAUCCCGUCUCGGGCCGCCCUCCGCUUUGCGCGGAGCCAGGCGAUCUGUCAGCGGAGCCGGUCGGGGGGAGCCGCCCGACCCGCCGGGGCUCGGGUUACCAGUGACUGACAGCGUCUCCAUGGCGAAUAAUUUGACUCCGACUAUUGUCUGGCGCGGGCAGGCCCCGGGUCAGAUAACCAGACCAAUCAGGGCGCGGGCCGCCGCGCCUCAUGCCCGCUUAGAAUAAUAUUAUUAAAAAAGCAGCGAGCGAGCUAGACGGGAGGGAGAGCGAGCGAGAAACGAGCGAGGGAGCGGCGGGCGGGCGCGGAGCAUGCGGAGCGGCGCCCCGGGCGGCCCCCGGGCUUGGACGAGGGCGCGGGCGAGGCGCGCAGGCGGCCGGAGCGCAGAGGAGCGCGGGAGCCGCGGCGGGCGCGAGGACGUACUGCAGUGACUCGGAGUUCGCCCGGAGCCAGCGCGGGGCCAGGGGGCCCGCCCCGCCCGCCUCUCGGCCCCGGACGGCCCGGCGGGGAGGCGCCCAUGCGGGACGGCGCAGCGCGGUGAGGGCGCGCGCGGGCGGGCGGGGGCACAGCCGGCACCAUGUCCAUGCUGCCCACCUUCGGCUUCACGCAGGAGCAAGUGGCGUGCGUGUGCGAGGUGCUGCAGCAGGGCGGCAACAUCGAGCGGCUGGGCCGCUUCCUGUGGUCGCUGCCCGCCUGCGAGCACCUCCACAAGAAUGAAAGCGUGCUCAAAGCCAAGGCGGUGGUGGCCUUCCACCGCGGCAACUUCCGGGAGCUCUACAAGAUCCUGGAGAGCCACCAGUUCUCGCCGCACAACCACGCCAAGCUGCAGCAGCUGUGGCUCAAAGCGCACUACAUCGAGGCGGAGAAGCUGCGCGGCCGGCCCCUGGGCGCUGUGGGCAAAUACCGCGUGCGCCGCAAGUUUCCGCUGCCGCGCUCCAUCUGGGACGGCGAGGAGACCAGCUACUGCUUCAAGGAAAAGAGUCGCAGCGUGCUGCGCGAGUGGUACGCGCAUAACCCCUACCCCUCACCGCGCGAGAAGCGCGAGCUGGCGGAGGCCACGGGCCUCACCACCACGCAGGUCAGCAACUGGUUUAAGAACCGGCGGCAGCGCGACCGGGCAGCCGAGGCCAAAGAAAGGUACGAGGAGAACAGCGAGAACGCCAACUCCAACAGCCACAACCCGCUGGCUGCGACGCUGAACGGCAGCGGCAAGUCGGUGCUAGGCAGCUCGGAGGACGAGAAAACGCCGUCGGGGACGCCAGACCACUCGUCGUCCAGCCCCGCGCUGCUGCUCAGCCCGCCGCCGCCCCCCGGGCUGCCGUCCCUGCACAGCCUGGGCCACCCUCCGGGCCCCAGCGCGGUGCCGGUGCCCGUGCCGGGCGGAGGCGGCGCGGACCCGCUGCAGCACCACCAUGGCCUGCAGGACUCCAUCCUCAACCCCAUGUCGGCCAACCUCGUGGACCUGGGGUCCUAGAGCCCCGCCUGCCUCGACGUGCUCGCCUCGCCGGCUUGGCGCCGGGGACCUGAGAGACGGUGUCAGAGGGCGCCCUGCGGCCGGCGGGCUCCACCGGGUACUGAAAGACCCGCGCGCUGAGCGGGCAGAACCGCCGGCCCAGGCAGGGUGGAUGGCUCUUUGGUUUGGCCUUUGUCUGGGAUUUAUUUUCAACAAGUUGCUUCGGAGGUCGUUUGGAGGCCUGGGACCCGGCCUUGAACCAGGGAAGGGAAUAAAUUAUACACCAUGCUCACACUCUCUCCCUACCUUCUUGCGGCUUCCUUGCUCUUCCCUUCCCUUCCCUUCCUUGCUCUUAUUUCCAGGUCCUUUUCCUUCCCUCUCUCUGGUCCUUUCCCCCUUUCCCUGCCCCUCUCUCUAUAUUUCUGGCUUGUCAAUUCUCGCUAAGUUUCCGUUUCUCUUUUUCUUCGUUUUUCCGGUUCUCCUCUCGCCAGCCUCUCGCACUCCUGGCCCCUGGGUCCGUAUCCCUCAGCCUCUCUCCUCCUGCCUGGACGUCUGUUUGCGCCCUCCUCCCCCACUGCCCUGGCCUGGAAGUAGGAGGGGGAAGAGCAGAGGAACCCGGCCUUCUCCGGAGGCCCUCCGCGGGGUUCGGCGUGUCGCAGGUGUCCGCUGUGCGUAACUUAAGUGAAAGAGAAAGGACCACGGCGAGGAGGCCUCUGCACGCGCCCUUGCCGCUUGCCGAUCUCUCUCUCUCUCUCUCUCUCUCCCCCCAUGAGGCCCGCCACCCUCUCCCCUCUUCCUCCCGGACUGUGGCCACAGUGCCCCCGGCAGAGUGCGCCUCCCGAGCCGCGGACUUGCCGUCUCCCUGUUACGCCCUCAUGUGAAUG